CAGGUCUUGUCUCGAUAACUUUCAGGAGACUAGUACUGACAGCUGACACACGGAAACAUGAGGCUACUAGCGGUCAACUUUCUCUUGUCAUUGUCGCUAAUCACAGUCAACAGCCUGACAUUGCAUGUAACACCGGCCAAUAUACAACCUGGCAUCACUGAAAAUCUGGCCAUCAAUUGUACACUUCCGGCCGGGAGCUCAUCCAACAUGGCGUCUCUGGUCAGCGUGACACUGUCGCGCGCCGUGAACACAAGUGAUCCAAACUUUAAACAAAUCGCUUUGAUAGACUCCUUUAGUGGUGUCUUAAACAAAGCUCCCGAGGAAAAUAUUACCGUAUCGGGUGUGAUUAACGCUAUUGGCGAAUCUUUUCUCAGUGUGACUUGGAUGUAUCCAUUAUCCACAACAGCUGGAUUUUACAAAUGUGACGCCAGUGGAUUGGAUUUAACUGGACAUCCCUUAGUUAUAUCCCAAACUGCGAAUGUAUAUAUCAAUACUACUGAUGUGAAUGACCUAGCCGUUGAAAUUUUGAAGUUAAAAAACACGAUUUUACAAAUAACCUCGGAAUUACAAACGUUACGAAAUGACUUUUCUGGUUUUGUUGAUGUCUGGAAUCAAAGAAUGAACCAGACGAUGGAGUCUCUGUUUGAACUAUCCCCCGUGUCCAACGGGUCAGUUUACCUGUUGUCGCGGGAUGACCCAGCUGUAGUGCCAGCCGUAGCACAGGCAACUUGCCAGGCAUACGGAGGAAACCUUGCAGAAAUCGGCGACCACGAAGAGCUCUCGUUCGUCCAGAGUUUCGUCAAGAACUUCUCCGGGUUUAACUUUGUUCUUAUCGGGGGUUCUCAAGUUAGUUCCCCAGGGAACUGGGUCUACAGACACAGUAAUGAAUCUUUAGAGUUCUUUGACUGGGCGCCAGGGAGGCCUCAGGACAGAUUAAGCGAUAAUUGUUUAACAUUGUGGGAUUACUACGACUGGAAAAUGGCGGACAUUGAUUGCAUGAUGGAUCCCAAGACAUGGCCGAAGAGAUUUAUGUGUGAAAUCGUAAUCUGACUGCACUGACUAU
This is a messenger RNA of Physella acuta, 1063 nucleotides long. RefSeq lists its product as uncharacterized. Gene Ontology annotation, biological process: ossification. Gene Ontology annotation, molecular function: growth factor activity. The record is from RefSeq and is a predicted model, not a curated record. Lineage: Eukaryota; Metazoa; Mollusca; Gastropoda; Physidae.